CAGCACAGAAGAUUGCGCCGGUCGUCUCAGCCUCAGCCUCAGAAGUUGCGGUCUUCGUCAUAAAGCUUUCUCUGUGAAGCAUUCAUAUCCAAAAAAAAGUAAAUAAAUAAAAACUUGUUUCAGAACUCUGCACUUCGCCUUGUUGUUGCGAAAGCGAGAAAUGGCAGCUCAUAGGAGAGUCGGUGUGGCCGUUGAUUUCUCCCCUUGCAGUAACAGAGCUCUCCAAUGGACCGUGGAUAAUCUGGUCCGAGAAGGGGAUCAUCUCAUUCUUGUCAACAUCAGCCAAGAAUCGGAUUACGAGAACGGCGAGAUUCAGCUCUGGGCUGCUACUGGCUCUCCUUUGAUUCCUCUGGCCGAGUUCUCUAAUCCAGUUAUCAUGAAGAAGUAUGGAGUGAAACCUGCUGCAGAAACACUGGAUAUUGUCCAAACUGCGGCUAGACAACACAAGGUUGAAGUCCUGUUGAAGAUCUAUUGGGGAGAUGCUCGUGAGAAAAUUUGUGAAGCAGUUAAUACCACACCUCUGGACUGCCUUAUCAUGGGGAACAGAGGCCUUGGUACCCUCAAAAGGGCUAUAAUGGGUAGUGUCAGCAACUAUGUAGUGAAUAACGCGUCUUGCCCUGUGACUGUGGUGAAGGCAGAGUCCCAUUAAAGCUGCUUUUCUAUGUUGUUUGCUCUAAGUCAAGGGAUAAGCUUUUAUCUGGUUGAGCCAUGACUACCUUGCCUGCUGGAUAAGUUGUAUUCUGCUGCUUUCCAAAAUGAACUUAGGUUCUAGUAAAAUAAUGAUGUUAUGUAAUCUUUAUGUUUUGUACUGGAUGAAUUUGAGUGCUUAUAUAGUCGGUGUUUGUGUUGCAUGUUUCAUGAUGCACCACGCAUUCACUGUGUUUGUGCCUA
This is a messenger RNA of Prosopis cineraria, 891 nucleotides long. Its product is annotated as universal stress protein PHOS34-like. NCBI's taxonomy places the organism in Eukaryota, Viridiplantae, Streptophyta, Magnoliopsida, Fabales, Fabaceae. The record is from RefSeq and is a predicted model, not a curated record. Bases 161 to 649 code for a protein of 162 amino acids. The transcript has 4 exons.